Molecule: messenger RNA, 1167 nt
Organism: Prunus armeniaca (apricot)
Lineage: Eukaryota; Viridiplantae; Streptophyta; Magnoliopsida; Rosales; Rosaceae
Source: the annotation of a GenBank genome assembly
AUGAAGCCGAAGCAUGGUGGUCCACUAUGGGCCUUCCAGUUCUGUCUGCAAGCUUACUUCCCAGAGCUGAGGGAAGCGGCCAAUACUGCCGACACCGAGCCGUUGGCCAACGCAUUUGCCCGGGCCCCCAGGAAGCAUAACACCUCGACUUUCUGCUAUAAAUUUUUCUACGGCUUGGUCGAGAGGACUGAGUCGCAGUUCCGGGUGUGUCUUGCGCGGCCGUACCCUUUGUUCCUAGCGCACGAUCUCUCCGUGAUUCCUGACGGCGAAACGGAGAACGAUCUAAAGGAGAUCUGGGGCUCCUUCCUAGUCGCGCGCGACCUUCACUGCGGCCUGUCCAAGGCUGGGGUCGAGGGCCGACGUCGCCUAGCAGCACGGCGUGGCUCGCAUUUCCUUCCAACUCCAAAAGGGGAUGACCUUCCUCACUCUGACGCCUUGGUUGCGUCAAGUCGUGAGGGGGCUCUGAAGAAUGCAGAUUGGGACCCCCUCAUCCCCAAGGCUGGUAAGGGGAAGAAGGCAUCGGCCGUGCUUCCUCGACCGAGUACGCCGGCCGAAGCCGUACCCAGGGUGGCGGCCCCUCCUUUGGUCAGAGCAGCGAUCGUGACUUCAACCGCGGCCCCAACCCCCAGAGUGCCAGUUGUAGUGGGGGCGCGAAAAACUUUGGCCCAUAGGACCAUGCCAUCCGCCCCGCCGACUCGACCGAUCGUUGCCGUUGCCCCGGGUCGUAAGAGGGAUCGAGAGGCCUCAAGUACUGAGGCCGCAGCGGUUGAGGCCGCUCCGGCCGAAAGUGUUGCGGUUGAGACAGCAGUGCUAGAGCGGUCGAGAAAAAGGGUCCUCCUCGUUCUUUCGGAGGAUGAGGACGAGGAAGAAGUCCCUCCUGUGAUCGGCAAGGCAGUGGCCGAGGAGGUGACCGCCGCCGAGGUGGCAGUCGAGGGGGCGGCCAUUGCCAAGGUGGCGGAAAUGCCGGAUGCCGAGGCAGCAGUCGCAGAGGUGCCAGCUACUGAGGAGGCCGCCGUGGACAUGCCAGACGACGAGGUCCUUGUCGUGGAACCGACGCGGGCCACCCUGGUGGAAGUCCCUUCGGCCGCCUCCGCCGUGCCUACCUUGGCCGUUACCGCGUCCGUCGAGCCGUUGCCGUCUGCUCCUCGUCGUCCAAGCGCUCGGUAA